Molecule: messenger RNA, 20728 nt
Organism: Rattus norvegicus (Norway rat)
Lineage: Eukaryota; Metazoa; Chordata; Mammalia; Rodentia; Muridae
Source: RefSeq, a predicted model, not a curated record
UCAAAUUUCUCUUUAAUUGUUAAUAUCUUGGGCACCCUUCCACUUGUGGGACAGAUUAAAAACUCCACUGCAAGUUGAGCAUGGGGGUUAUGCAAGCUGCAUACCUUGAUUCCAGGAGGAGGAAGGGUAAGAGCCUACUGAGUGUUGUGAGCUGAGUUCAGGUUGAAGUGAGGACCGGGUGAGCUCAGGGUCACUGCCCACGAAAGGGAGGAGCAAGCGGCUGGGCAGUGGUAGGUGGUGUGGUGGGUCCUUCCGGGGGCUGGGCGGGGAGACAGAUGAGAACGCUAUUGGAGGACAGGCACAAGUGCUACUGAAAUGCAAAUCCCUGUAGAUCUGGAAAAGGUCUGGCUUCAGGCUUGAUGCUUGGGCCGGCAACUGUGUACCUACACUGUACGUUCAGCCCCUCCUACCCUUACGGAGGUGCUCAAGUCACUCAAACUACUGGCCAAUCGGAGUCUUCAAUGGACCUGCCAAUCAAAAGGGAAGGCGGGCUUUUCCGGGUGCCUAGGUGUAGGAUUCGGUUAGUAGUUAAGCAGUCUUAACUGGUCCUGGCUGCUGUGCUCUCUGUCCUGCCGUUGGAUUCUCUGAGGCAUGUUCAGGCAAGCUCCAAAGUUGCGACAUGGUGAGCACAGGGUCGGGGGGCCGGGCGGACGGGCAUGGGACUGAGCAGUGGGAGGUGGUGUGGUGGGUCUUUCCCGGGGCUGAGUUGGAAUCCGCGGCUACCUGUGAGGUCUUAGCCACUCACUAGACCCAGCGGCAGUUUCUGAAUAACUUCCUUGUAGGGGCUGCAACUGUGCAGAGCAUUUGGCUUGUGUAUGGAAAGAUCCUUGGCGUUAUCCCAAACUCAGAAGCCUAGUUUCUACAGUUCUGUUUUCAACAUUUAACAUUAAGGUGUAAGAUCCAUUUGGAGUUAUUUUGUGGAGGUUGUGGAAGGCAUCUCAUGUGCUGGGUAGCAAUCCAAUAUCAAGCUGUAAUUGAAGGAUUAAAAAUUAAUAAUAAGCCGCCUAGCUACCCAAAAAGAAGAAGUAGGGUCUGUGAGAACAUGAACUUUUCACCCCUCCCUUGCUGUACAAUGGUUCCGGGAACAUUCUUGCAUGAAAAGUUUCCUGGAACAGCCACAAUGACCCAUAGCCUCCGGCCACAAUGGUCCAAUGGCCCUGUAAAAUGUCACUACCCCUAAUCACAAUGUCACAAAGUCCUGGGUGUGUUGCCUAGUGUUACACAUGACUAGUAUAUGACCUAACUGUAUGGGCAGUUUAUGGUUUUGGAAUUCCCCUCCUCCCUCCCUCUUGAUCCCCCUGGUUUGUGGUUUUUUUCCUUUAUAAGCUCUGUGAAAAUUCAGGUCGGGGUCGAACUCCUCUACUCCCUGUGUGGUGUAUGAGUCUUGACCCCAGCAUGCUGGCCUGAGCUCUCGUUUCAUCUCGCUUACAAUAAAUCUUCCUCGUGUGAUUACAGCAGGUCGGUGUCUGUGUCCUACUGGGUGCGCGUCUUUCCCGAGACUUGAGUGGGGGGCUCCCUUCAGGGGUCUUUCAUAAUGUAAGAGUAGAAUUGAUGAUGUAAAGGAUUUGCUAAAGGUUAGGAGAUAGCAAGGCACACUAAGUAGAAUUUAGCUGAGAGAGGACUGCCUGCAAAACACCACACGUGUAAGUAGUAAGCUAACUAGGCCUGUUAGAGAUUAGGAUGCUAGGAUACACAAGUUUGUUCACCAGGAUUGUCCAGAAAUAUGGCACCAGACCCUGAUUUGCAACCAGCCACUAGGCCCAUCUCCAUAUCAAAGAGCAGGCCUCUAACAAGCUGAUCAGUGGGGCAUUACAGGAUCACAAUCAACAGUAAGGCCUGGUGUGCCAUAAAGGUUUAGUUUUCUUCUUGAGAAAAGCAUUGUUCGCCACAUGGGCAAGAUGACCCCUGGUGACUGUAAGACCCUCGCUCUAGUCUCAGAAUGGGUCACCCCAGGUGACAGGAGAGACUGGUCUUGAUGUAAAAGCAAGAGGUCGUUUAAUAAUAACGAAGCUCCGGGCCAACACGUGUCUCACCCAAGAGACAGAGGAGUUGAACACGAAACUCAAAAGUCAGACGGUUAUAGAGACAAAGCUAGGGGGUUUUGGCGUGGUUACAUACAAUUGGCUCAUUCAAACAUAGCUGUGAGAACAAAGCAGAGAGAGUACGUGCUAGAAGUCAGGGGCUGGAGGACACCUAGUUGAGAUAUGGCCCGGAGUGUGCUAGGGGGAGAUGUCUUCCUGCCAGACGUCCCAUGAAUCAGUCCCAUUAACUCAGGCUGGUUCCUGCAUUCCUUUUCCUUAUCUUUAUGGCUUGCCAGUCCUGCCUGGACAGUGUUUCCUGUGCUCCUUUUUCUUUAUGGCCUGCUAGUCCUGGCUACAGGGCUUAGCCCUGGGUCUGUGGCCUUUUGGGGUUUAUUCUUUUAAUUUUGUAUCUCCAAACCUAGAAUAAUUCUCCUUUCAGUGACAACCAUUAGAAAAGGUAAAACAACAACAAACACUGUUGUAUUGAGUGCUGGCCUGAUCAAGCUACACUUUCCGUCUUUUUCCUGAGGACCCCGUGUUUGAGCUCCUUCUGAAACUCAGGGACAUGCUUGGCAGAGCCAGUAACCAUCUAGGGCCUAGUCCUUGGGAGCUUUCCCUGGAGCCCUGCGUAUAGAGAUAAAACAGCUCCCCUAAAACCAGGAAUAUGCUUGGGGCCAGGGCAUUUGGGAGGGGUUGCUUAAGAUUCUGAGAAUACAAGUCUUGCCACAAUAUGGGCUCUGGGUCCCUAGGCCACUAUGGGCUUGGUAAGGAAUAUUUUUGAAAUACACUGAGUUCCUUGUGCAUCACUGUUUGAUUAGACUUUUCCUGAGUGUGUCCCAUUAUAUGAUGUUUCUGCUAACUUUGUAGUUUAACCUUUCUGCUGACUUCAUAGAUGUCUCCCGUUUUUUUCCAUUUCCCUCAUGUAAACUGUAUACAAGGUGACAUUCUUCUUAAGCUUACUUAGUUUAAGACUCUCGCCCCCCACCCCCCAGCUUUUAUACUUUCUACCUUCUCCUUUUCCUAUGUUUUUCUUCCUCUGAGACCUUCCACUUAGGACACUGUCACUAACCUACUGUUUUAGGGCACUGGUGUACUUAAGAAACAUCCUGGAAAUGUUUGCUGUGUAAAUGGCUUAUCUAAGUGGCCAGACUUGUAGCCUCCAGUUUAUAUUUGAAUUGUUCAAAACUUAACCUGGAACCUGAACCUAAGACAAACCUAAGGGUGACAGCAUACAUGGAAUGUAAAAUCUACCUAGGCUAGAUUCUCUUUUAGCAUUUUAGACCCAGCUAACUGGAUCUUUGCAGGUCUUUGCUACUUUGUGGUUUCUUUUUCCCCACUUUUAAUCCCCCUCCUCAGCCCCCCUCCCCCCACCCUCGUUUCACCCCCUAACACCAGAUAGGAGAGAAACAAGGAUGGAGGAGAAAAAGAUCCUUGAAUCUGAAAGAUCCCAUGCAGAGAGACCCUUACUCAAGUCUUGGGAAAUCUCGGACCCCAGACACAGAGAGACCAUUUUGGAUGUAAUAAGCAAAGGCGAGGUUUAUUACUGAGACCUAUUACAGAGAUCUCCGCGCCGACACGUAUCCCGCGCAGGAGACAGAGGUGUCGACCACGAAACUCAAAAGUCAGAGGGUUAUAUAGAGAAAGCUAGGGGGUUUUGGCGUGGUUACAUAUAAUUGGCUCAUUCAAACAUAGCAGUGAGAACAAAGCAGAAAGAGUAUGUGUUAGAAGUCAGGGGCUUAUCAGGGUCUGGAGGAUGGCCCUGAGUGAGCUGGGGGGAGAUGUCUUCCUGCCAGACAUCCCAUGAAUCAGUCCCAUUAACUCAGGCUGGUUCCUGCAUUCCUUUUCCUUAUCUUUAUGGCUUGCCAGUCCUGCCUGGACAGUGUUUCCUGUGCUCCUUUAUCUUUAUGGCCUGCUAGUCCUGGCUGCAGGGCUUAGCCUUGGGUCUGUGGCCUUUUGGGGUUUAUUCUUUUAAUUUUGUAUGUCUAAACCUAGAAUUCGCAUAAUUCUCCUUUCAAAUCUAGUUCCUUGUACUCGAUCCAGCAGCGUCAGUUCAACAGUCUCUGCUGGGGGGAGUGAAGAUGCAAAGCCAAGAGUUAGAUUUGGGGGUACUGCUGGUUAAUACAGCUGUCUCGAGUUUGUUUUUCAUAAUUUUUAUGCCCCAUAGUGCCAUAGAAAGCAAAGCCACAAAUUAACAAAGAAUUCUCCAAAAUAUGUUCAGAAUAUCAGUUCUUAUCCAGAGGCACCUCCCUGUUCCUUCCACCAAGGUUGAUAGAACUUUCAGCCCCUCCAAUCAUUCCAUGCCUCAGCAGGCUGAUAAAUUUGCCUACAGCCCCUGACCCACUUUGAGUGCCUGGGUACAUACAAAGAAUAGGGUCAGUUGUAAGGCACAAACAAAGUAGCCAAGUGUGGGGAGCCGACUUGCCUGAGACCCCAACAUUGAGCUAAUUAGGACAGACAAAGAACAUAGGAAAGCUCACCUAAAGGACAAGCUCAGUGGAGAAAACCUAAGGUUCUAGCUAAAGUGCGGAUACCAAUCUGGGGGUCAGCAUUGCUCAGUAACAAGGCUUGCCAGGAGCGCUGACAAAAAUCUGGUGUUCCAACAGGUUUGCCAAGUGGAGGCUCCUAACCUUUUUUUUGGGAGCUAGCUCCAUACAGACCUUUGCAAAAGAACCAGCUUCCUAUAGACUCCUACAGACCCAGGGCUGUGACAUUUUGCUGAGAGCCAGUUUCCUCCAGACCCACAGAUAGUGACCUUCUACUAGGGCCCAACUUUCUACAGACCUAGGCCAACAUCCCACAGGAGUGAGCCAACUAUCCUGUUGCAGGAUGGGACAACCAAGGAAGAAAAAACGUGUAAACAAAGUUCCCGAGGUCACUGUAUUGUGUUUAUCAAGAUGACCAAGAUACGAGGAACACAUUACUCUGUCCCAUCCAACAGGACAGUCAGUCAGGGUCCAGGGGGGUACCAAGAGGAGAAUGGGGGACAAGAGACUUGAAGAACUCUAAUACAAGCGUCUGAUCAAGGUGACAAUUUUAUUCUUGCUCUGGUCAUAUACUAUAGCAAGACUGGGGGAGGAGGAAAUCUUCAGGGGGCUGGGAGACCUCGAUGUAUUAGCCUAUGAUGAAGUUGGCUCACACCUGCGGGAUGUUGGCCUAGGUCUGUAGGAAGCUGACUCCCCCACAAAGGUCAGGAGCCUCCACUUGGCAAGGCGGUUUCUAAGCAAAGCUGACCACCAGAUUUGUAUCAGCCUUUCUGUAAGCUUUCCUAGAACACUGUUUUUUUGUUUUUUUGUUUUUUUUCCCACUGAGCUUGUCCAUUUGAUGAACUUUCAUCUGUCCUUUGUCUGUCCUAAUUAGCUCAAUGUUGGGGUCUUAGGCAGGUUGGCUCCCUCAGCUGUAUUUUUUUUUUUUAAACUUACUUUCUUGUCGUAGCCCACUGGCAAAUAUACUUGUCAUUUUCCUAGAAGUGGUACCAAGAGCUCUCCACACCUGGGAGAGUAGAAGAUUCUAAUAAAAUACAAAUUUACCACACUAGGGCUCUGUCUGCCCCUAGGGUGUGGUGGAAGGGCAGAGCUGGGAAGGCCUGUGCUGAGUCAUGCAAUCUCUAAUCCUCCAAUAGAGGGGCUGCUACCAUUCUCUGGGGAGCCUAGCAAUCAGGAGGAGCACCAGUGGGAGGUAGCUUGCAGGUUCUUUCCAUAUUCUCUGAUGUAGUUCAUCAGAGAGCUGUGAGGGAGAUUUUGCAGCCACCAGGAACAACAGGUUGGCUCAGCUAUCAGAGUCCAAUCUGACUGGACUGAUGUGGACUGUGAACCAGACUGUGGUGCUGUUGGUACAUGUGGUGUCCUGGGCAGAGGACCUUGGCCUCUGAGCCUCUCUGAGUGUGGAUUCCCUGGGGAGGAGGCUCUGCAUCUGGUUAUAAGGUGUGUUGAUUAUAAUAUCACUGCCCAGUGUGCACACAAGCAUUGCUCUUGGUGUGCAGAAGACAGAUUUCAAAACUGAAAAUCCGGUUUCUAGAAGUUCUGAAGAUUGUAUUGCAAAUUUAUUUUGUGUGAUAAAUUUUACAAAUAGUUUUGAAACUGGGAGGGAUGAGGUUAUGAGAAUCAUCCUUUGGCAAUACUUGGUUAAAAUCCUUUUACCUUUCCACUAUCAGCAGUCACAGUGAAUGGAGUGAUUCAGGGAAAUUCAGUUCCAGAGUCCAAAAGGAGUUUCUGAGAUGCAGAGGUUUCUCAGGUGUGCAGGGUGGGGUGUAGGUGGGUAGGGCAGAUUCUACAUCAUUACUAAAAUCCACAUGGCAUCAUGUGCAAGCAGACAUUAAAUUAUUCUUCAACCUUCGUUUGUGUGUGGGUUCAGGGGGGCUGGGUUUGUGUGAGAUCACACAGGGGCAUUGGGAGCCGCAGAGCCAUAACCCUCCUUUCUUACCACCUUCACACAGAGAGUGUGGGGUCAGUAGUGGCCGGAGGGUCAGAAAUAUAGCAGUUUAGGGGUCAGUUUGAGUUAUUUUUUGUUGGAGUUGGGAAGUCUGUGUUUUUUUUCCAUUUGAAUACACAUGCAAUCGUAGGUAAUAUUGGUCAAGUUCACAUUUUUCCUGGCUGAGUUUCCUUAGGUCUUUUGAUUAAAACUUGACUAUAAUUUGGGGCUUAUGUUCUUGCCUUUUUUUCUCUACAUCUCAUUUUUUCGCAAAUGUGCUAAACUUUUGAUCGCUGUAGCACUUUGUUAAGUACAGAUGGAAUCUACACUGUGCCAAAAUGUGUACUAUUUCUUUAUAAUCCUGUUGAUGAUUCUGAGGUUUUUUUCACAUGGCAAAUAGCUUUGAAAUCAGCUGUCCUGUUAUGUAUUAUUAGACGUUUUCUUUAGAUUGUAUUGAAUUUUUGCUGCAAAUUUAACAUACCGAACAUUGCUUUUUUAACAUCACUGUAAUGGUGUUGUUUACAGUUAUAUAAGUUGGUAAAAGAUAUUCUCCAUAAUAAUUCAUUUAGCAAGCUAUAUAGUACAUGUGUGAAACUGAAACUGAUGUGAAAUAAUGUCCAAAGCCAUAGAAAGAGGACUUUAGUGUAGACUUUAGUGACACAGAAUUCAUCCUUAGGCUCACGUAGGUCUUUAUAAGUAUGACUUAAUUGAGAAAGCAAAAAGAGUGAAAAUAAAGCAUGGUCCAGAAUUGGACAAUAAAUCUGGAUGUGACACAGGAUUGUGUCUUAGCACUAAAGUCUGAUAGCAGUAGGUUGGGAUUUUCCAUAGAUACCUACUAAAACUAGUUAAGACUAUGUUUCUAUAGUUGUUGUAAAAUUGUGCAUAUUUAAUAUAUGUAUUCUGAUACAUGUGUACGUAAUACCUACACCCAAGCAACCCCAUUCAACAGAGUGUUGUAUAGGAAUCGAGGCUCGUGCCCAGACAGACCACACCUGGCCAGUACGGUUCCACGUGAGAGACUUUCAUUGGUGCUGGGGAUGGGGGAUGCACAAAGGAGGGGAGGAGACAAAGGAGGAAAAGAGAAAGAAGGGGCGACGGUCAGGAGGGGUUGGCUUUUUAUUUGGGUAGGGACAUAACUUCUUGCAGGUGAGGGUAGGAGAUGGGCUAGGAGGACACUGGAAAUAUAUGACAACAGAUGCUCAGGUCCCUUUCACCUCUGGGUGACGUCACUGCUAUCGCUGGGUUUGGAGACAACCUGCAACCAUAAAGCCGAUUCCUCAUACCAACACUAAGUUCUCAUAAAAAUGACAGAAUUGCCAUGGAUCCCAGCAGUCUUCUCAGUAUAGUUUCCAUGCACUUGAAAUUAGUUUUAAAUCGUUCCAGAAUGCUCAUGUUUCUUGCAGUUGUAUUCAUACUUGCCUAAAUAUGAAAAUAACAUCAAUGCUCAUUUGUUGAGGACCAGCUAGGUGCCUCUAGGCGACCAAGGGUGCCUUGGGUUAAAGAAGUGGAUAAAGGAUUAUGCACUUGUAAAGACUCUCACAGUCAGUGCUUUAUUGUCAUAAAACAGCAUGUAAUUAUAGCUUAAGCAUUAUCAACCCAUUUCUUUCUCCCAUAUAAUUUUAACCUUUAAUGCACUCUUAUUAUCAGAUGGAUAUGGGAGCUUGAACCAUGUUGUCAACAUUGUAGGUAGCACUCGAAAAUGAAGGGUGACCAAGUCAACUCAGUCAGUCAACAGGGUCUCAAGGGAGGGAGUGAGGAUUGAAAGGAAAAAGAAAAUAAGACAAUAUAUAGCAUGAUUCUAGUGAGUGCUGAGGCUGAAGUGGGUUUAUUUUUUCCAGUCUGCUUUUCUACCGUUUUUAGUACAAGCAAAUAAUAAGGUCAAUUCUAGGUCAAGGAACAAACAAGGCACAAAGACCUGUGAUCAUUGUUUCUAAGGGCUCAUCAGUUUGACAAGAGAAAAGGACUGGUUCUAGCCCAAAUGUAAAUAUUCUUACCUGAACCUACUGCCUAAGUCCUAGUCCAUGGUCAAAUUCCUCCCAAAUUCCUAUAGAAGGGCAGAAAGCAGAGAAUCUAGCUGAAACAAUCUCCUUCAAAGAGUUUUUUUUCCUAAUGUUUAUUUAGAACAUUAUGUGGAGAAGAGAAGUGAAAUAUCAAGCUUUCUGUAGCAAGAGUUGUUGUAGAUGAGAAGCAAAUGUGUUAUUAUAGUAUGCUGUAAAAAUGCAGAAAGUGGCUUUAUUUGGAUGGCAUGAGAGCCCUCUGCCAAUGAGUCAUACUGCAUGAAGAAGUACAAUGGAGGUUAAGAAACAGAUUGACGGGGACUGGAGAGAUGGCUCAGUGGUUAAGAGCACCGACUGCUCUUCCUGAGGUCCUGAGUUCAAAUCCCAGCAACCACAUGGUGGCUCACAACCAUCUGUAAUGAGAUCUGAUGCCCUCUUCUGGUGUGUCUGAAGGCACAGUGUACUCAUACAAUAAAAUAAAAUCUUAAAAAAUAAAUUAAAAAAAAUUUAAAAAAAAAAAAAAGAAACAGAUUGACAGGGUUGGGGAUUUAGCUCAAUGGUAGAGCGCUUGCCUAGGAAGCGCAAGGCCCUGGGUUCGGUCGCCAGCUCCGAAAAAAUGAAAAGAAAAAAAAAAAAAGAAUAGAAAAAAAGAACCAGAUUGACUGUUUUGUUUGAGUUUAAAAACUAACAAUAAAUUAGAGUUGAACAAACAUGUAAAAGUCUUAGAUAACUGACUCGGCUCUUUGUUUUCUCUGCCUUUAGUAACUUAUCUUAGAUGGUAAUACUUUCAUUUUUGCUUUGGAGAAAGCGUUUAAACAUUUAAUAUUUUUAUACAUUGGUUUAUUUAGGCUUAAUGCAUAAUAUAGUUAAUGUAGCGAUUUUGUACAACACCUCAUUUAUUUCUAUUUGAAUAGUUAUUCAAACAUUAGUUUUUCUUAAAAACAAUUAUGAGUAUUCCUUUGGAAUGAAAUGAAAAGCAUUGUAAUUCCACAUUCCUAACUAGUGAAAUCUAACACAAGAAAGUAACUCCUUUUGUUUCCUGCGUAAUAUAUAUUUCACAUUGCUGAGAACAAAACUUCUGAUUUCACAUAUAGAAUGGGCCCAAGAUGAGCUUGUCAUGAAUUCCUGUGUUGCUGAGUAUUUGAUCGAAUUGUGAACCCAGAGACUGUCCAAUUUACUGGCGGGGGCGGGGGGUGGGGUGGGGAGCUGUUUCUAACUGGUAUGGCUCAGCCCUUAGUACACACCUUUGCUCUCAAAUGAUGAAGGUAAACAUAGUUUUAGAAGGAAGCACUCAUGUUCGUAAAUAAUGUAUAAUUGAGUGACUGAAAAAAUGAUGAAUCAGGGAAAGAUCUGACAGAAUAGGAUAUACCCAACUCUCAAGAGAAGAGGGAAAAGAGGCAAUAUAAGAGGAAGCAGUGAAAGAAUAAAAAAUUCAGCUAAUAUGUCAGAAGUUUAAAAAUGCUAUCUCACCCCUAAGAAGCCUUAAAUACCUCAAAUUCCAGACCCUGCCUUCUAUCUGUAAGUAGGUAAAAGGUCACAUUUCUUGAGCCUGCUCUCCCAAGAACUAGUAAAAGGACUUAAGAUAAGGCCCUUAGGGCUGGAGAGAUGGCUCAGUGGUUAAGAGCACCGACUGCUCUUCCAGAGGUCCUGAGUUCAAAUCCCAGCAACCACAUGGUAGCUCACAACCAUCUGUAAUGGGAUCCGUGAUGCCCUCUUCUGGUAUGUCUGAAGACAGCUACAGUGUACUCAUAUACAAAAUAAAUAAAUAAAUACAUUUUUAAAAAAAGGAGAAAAAAAGAUAAGGCCCUUAGAUAUGCGGUUCCCGAACUAGUAAAGAUAAUAGAAAGCUUCUCCCAGCAGCUAACUGUCUGCAAAGUUAAAUUAGAAUCUUAACAGAACAACCUUGAGAAGCAGGAAGCUUCUCCUAGGAACUAAAGGGAACACAAAGUUAAGCAAUCUUGAGAGGCAGGAAGCUUCCUGUGAUUUUCCAGUGACACCACCCCUGCUGCCUUGGGCUGUGGUUUCUCCCUUUAAAUACCCUUUCUUCCAGCCUAUCUGGGUCGAACUCCUAUGCCCCUGUGUAGGAUAUGAGUCUAGAGCCCAGUGCACUGGUUCCUAUCAAUAAACCUCAUGUUUAUUACAGCAAGGACCGUCUCUCGUGAGUUCUUGGGGGUGAGUCAUCCCGAAACUUGAGUGAAACUCUCCCCGCUCUGGGGGUCUUUCAGCAGCACAGAGGGUAAGAGGAGGAGGCAGUUUUACCUGGAGAAUUUUACAGAGACAGGCAGGCUAAAGACAGAAAAAGAGAAAAUGAGCAAGAGAAUGAGAAGAGAGCAGUUGACUAGAGUUCAUUUGAGACCAAGCACAGCAAUUCAGUCAGAAGUGAAAGACACAAUUUGAAGUGGUUAGCAUGAAGAGUUUGAGCUAGAAGAGCAGAGUUGACCAGCCAGAGUUCAGAAAGAACAAGAAAGGGUGAUUUUGGUUGGGGAUUUAGCUCAGUGGUAGAGCGCUUGCCUAGCAAGCACAAGGUCCUGGGUUCGGUCCCCAGCUCCGAAAAAAAGAAAAGAAAAAAAAAAAAAAAAAGAAAAAAGAAAGGGUGAUUUUAUUCAACAGUUAAGUCUCAGAUGCCCAAAACACUCAAGUGCCCGACCCUCCUGAGCCCACUCAGUGUUUGCCCCCUGCUGAGCCUUGCUGAUGCAGGUUGAAGCUUUAGUUCCUAACAAAGGAACAUCUUGAUCUUUCAGUUUGGCACCUGGGCUGAAUUCAGUUCCUGAAUUUUGUUCCUGUUUUUCACCUGAGGGCACAACCUAUUUUUCCACUUUGCUCCCUGGAUUUCUCCACCCAGUGAACUUGGGGUGUAUAUUCUGUGAACCUCAGUAAAGCUUUGGCAUUUUCUUUGCACAAAUGACCCCAGUCUGUGUCUUUUGUUAAAUCCCCCAGGCCUAUGCCCUGUCAUUCUAGACCUAGAUAAGAUUGUACAGAAUCUAUAAGCUUCCUUGACUAGGCCUAGAUUAUCAGAAGCAGGAAGUAACCCUUCAAGGUAUUUUUACACUUCUAUGUCAUAGUAACUGUCUACAAAAAUAGAAAGAGAACUGUAUGUAUCACAAUCAUGCUGCCCCUAACUUUACGAUUUUGCUCUUCUUUGUUCGCUAUAGCUUCCCUCCUUUGCAUUUUCAUUAAAGCAAUAUUGAAUUAAGUUUUUAAAUGAGGGUAGAUUCUCAUAUAAUAUAUCCUGACCACUGUUUCCCCACCCUACACUCCCAACUACCCCCCACUUCUAUCCUUUCCCCAAGAUCCACCCCCCCCCCACCCAUUUCCUCUUCAAAACGGAGCAGACCUAACAGACAAAACAAGAUAGAAAAAGACAAGGUGAAAGUCUUCAUAGUGGACAAGGCAACCUGAUAGGAAAAAUCUCAAGAUCAAGCCAAAGAAUCAGAGUUACACCUGCUUCCACUGUUACAGUCCCUCAAAGACACCAAGCUAACAGCCAUAACGUAUCAGCAGAGGACCUGGCAUAGACCCAUGCUGUCUCUAUGCUUGCCAUUUAAGUUUCUGUAAGAUUCCUAGAAAUCCAGUCAGUGUUAGUCAUGGGUUUCCUCUCAUGUCAAGGGCCUCAAGUUAAACCAAACAUUGGUUGGCCACUCAAACCAAUUUGUUACCAUCAUGCCCCAGCACAUCUUAGGAAGGAUCAAUUGUAGGUGUGUGUGGGUGUUGGGCGCAGAGGGGGUGUUUCCAGGUUUCUCUUUCUUCUUUUUAGCCUGUAGAGUACCUUCUCUCCUCAAAGAGAAUAGAACACCGGGGUGAAGGCUCCGAGCCUGUACUAGCUUGACCUCUGCAUUCAGUGAACUGUGUGGAAUUUGUCCUUAAUGAUCAGUCCCUGCUGUCAGUUAUCUGAGAGAAAAGUUUGUCCUUGCAUCAGCAAGGAUUGUUGAAGGAGCUCAAGGGACCGCCUUGGCCAAGAGCUCAACCAAAUGUAACUUAUUAGCAACAUCGAAGCCCUGUCUGGUUUCAAAGGAUGGUCAGUUCAGACUCCAUAUCCUCCAUUACUAGGAGUUUUCAUUAGGGUCACCCUGGUCAUCCAGGAAGUUGUCAUUGUACUGGAUUUCUAUACUAAUUCCAAAUAACCCCUAAUUCCAGCUGUUUCUACCUGCAUUGUACUUUCCCCUGCAUCCCCCUCAACUGAUCCUCCCUACUCCUGUUCCCAUCAAACUCUGGUCUACUCACAGAAAUUAUUCUAUUUCCCCUGUAGAAAGAGAUCUGUGCUUCCUCCCUAGAGUCCACCUCUUUAACUAGCCUCCCUGGGUUUAUUACUAUUUACCUAAUAGGUAAUAUCCACUUGUAAGUAAAUGCAUGCCAUGUUUGUCAUUCUGGGUGUGAUUUCUUUAGUUGCAUUUACUUGCCUGUAAAUUCAUGAUGUCAUCUUUUUAAACAGCUGAGUGAUACUCCAUUUUAUAAAUGUACCACAUUGUUUGUUUACCCUGUAAGGUUCAAAGUGAGUCUUAACUACCAGGAGAUCCCCCAAGUGAGGCAUGAGAAUGGAGUUUAAUGCAAAGGUAAGAGUUUAUUUUCGGGUGUGUCAGGGUCAAGAUUCUAUCAGCCCCUCGUAGCGAGGGACUGGAAGGUGACCCCAAUGGCUGUGACAAGCAGUUUUUAUACUUUCAGAGGUACAGGUUACAUUAGCAGGUUUACAGUUCAAACUUAUAUGGCAUGCCUUUGAGCUCUUCAUCUGGGACCAGAGGGUCAGGCUAAAUGUACUACAGGUACAUUUUGCAGGAUUUUCAAGAAUGUCCCUGCUCCUCCCAAGAACUGUGGGUGGAGAAUGGAACUUGUCCUAGCCUUGACCGGAGGCAGUUGAUGUAAAGCUGGCAAAAGCCCUUAGGGUCCCCAUAACCUACCUACUUUCCACCAGGCCAAGCCUCCUGACAGCUCUUAGGCUUCAGUAAGAACUAGGGUCCUUCAACCCAUUCUUCAGUUGAGGUACUUUUCGGUUGUUUCUAGGUUCUGGCAAGUGUGAAUAAAUAUGCUAUGAACAUAGGUGAGCAAAUGGCCUUGUGGUAGGGUGGAGCACCUUUUAGAUAGAUGCCCAAGAGCUUUAUAGCUGUGAUUUGAGAUAGAUGGAUUCUCAGGCACCAGGACUCUGAGGAAAUGCUCAUUUCCAUAGUGGCAGUAUUAGUUUGCACCCUACAAGCAUGGAGAGUUAUUACCCAUUCUCCAUAUCCUUACCAACAUGACUUGUCACUUGUAUUGAUCUUAGCCCUUCUGACAUGUGCAAGAUAGAUUCUCAAAGUAGUUUUCAUUUCCUUGAUGGCUGAGAUGAUAAUGAUUUCUUUAAGUAUUUCUCAGCUUUUUGAGAUUCCUCUGUUGAGAAUUCUCUGUAUAGAUUUAUACCACCCCCCAUUUAUUAAGAUGUAUUUAUUUAAUGUAAUCGAGUACACUGGAGCUGUCUUCAGACAUGCCAAAAGAGGGCAUCAGAUCCCAUUACAGAUGGUUGUGAGCCACCAUGUGGUUGCUAGGAAUUGAACUCAGGACCUCUGGAAGAGCACUCACUGCUCUUAACCACUGAGCCAUCUCUCCAGCUCCUAUACCCCAUUUUUUAAUUGAAUUUUUUGCUUUAGAAAGUCUAAUUUCUUGAGGUUUUUAUGUAUUUUAUAUAUUAGGCCUCUAUAAGAUAUGGAUUUGUUUAAAAAACUAUUUUCCCAUUGCUUAGGCUGCCACUAUGUCCAAUUGACUGGGAUUUUGCCACUUCUAAUCCUAUUUAUUUAUUUAUUUAUUUAUUUAUUUAUUUAUUUAUUUAUUUAUUUAUUGGCAAAGAGGAGAAAUGAGGAUUGGCCUGUAGUUUCUUAAAAUUGUUAUUACAAUCUUGUACUUCAUGUUCAAAACACUUUCUGUCUGUCUUUCUGACUCCUUUUAUUUUUGAUAUCAUUUAUGUUGUGUGAUUCUAUUCAUUAUAAUCUAAUUAUAUUGUUUCUCUGGAAAAUGAAAGACCUUCACCUAGAAUUUUCUCUUCUGAAAAUUUACUAUGUCAUGAGUUUCUUGAGGUUUUGAUAGUUUGGGAAACUGUUACUGUUUUAGUGUCCUCUUCUGAAGGCUUGCCUCUCCUCAUUUCUUGGCAAAUCUGUGUUUUCCAGUUGUUGCAAUCAUCAAUUUUGGGGUUUGUGUGCAUAUGUGUGUGUGUGUGUGUGUGUGUGUGUGUGUGCGCGCGCGCGCGCGCGCGCGCGCGAAUGUGUGUGUGGUUUGUGUUUGUUUCUUUUUUGCUACUUAAAUGACUGAUAUUGUUAACACAUUUGAUAUUUGAUUUGGGUUUUUUAAACUUUCUGAUAUAUUAUUGCCUUUUUGUCCUAGUUAGCUUCAGUUGUGAACAUUUUAGAGCCUACAAUCAUCUGAGGGGCUCUCAUCUGAGGGCAUGCCCUCAUCAAAAUGCCUGGAUGCUGUAUCAGUGAGAGAUUGUGUUGUGAUGACUGAUGUGGGAAUGCUCUACACUGAGGGUGGCAGGAUCCCUGAGCAAGUGGGCCUGGGCUGGGUAAGAGAGCUGGCUAAGUAUGAGACAGUGACCAAGAAGGAAACUAAGAUUUGUUCAUGGUUUUUGCCUUUUCUUGAAGCUUGAGUUUCUAUGCUAAGCUCCAGAACUUAUGGCUGUCGUGUGACUGGACCAAACAAGUGAAUCUGUUUAUUUCCUGAGAUGCUUUUGGUUAGAGAAUUGAAUCAAAGUAGGAGAGUAGCAAAUUAGAACGAAAAAAAAAAGGUUAUUUUGUUGCUGGACAGAAACUAGAGAAACUAGAAAUGUUCUCCUUUGGAGGAAAGUGGUAAAUAUCAGGGCUUGAGAUGGCAAUACAGCAUAGUAAGCUGUAUUCAGAGCUUAGUCGGCUGUUGUUGUAGCACCUGGAAGACUGGAGUCAUGCAAGUAAUGCAGUCAGAAGUUGAGGUCAUAGGAUUUCAGUGGAAAAUAGACUCCAUGAAAAAUCUAGCUAGAAGUCAUUUAUAUGGUAUUUUGACCCCAAAUCUUUCUUAUUCUGCCCAUGCACUGAGAAAUUGAGUAAGGCAGAAUUAAAAAAUGAUUAGCUAUAUUUCUUAGGUGAAAUAUUGAAUCUGUUAGAUGAUUAUUACUAGUAACUCAUUUUGGACUACAAGAAAAAAACAACAAGUUGAGCAGAAAUAAAGGCAAAGUCUGUGGUUUGUAGAGAAAAGCAGCCCUGGGAAGUUACCCAUGGCAGCCAAAUGCUGAGACAGAGGCAUGAAUUUUCAAAGAGAUUAUUACCAUUAAAGAGAAUGUCUUUGCUCAGGAUUGGAAGCCUAAGAAGGUGAAUUAAGGGAAACAGUCCCUCCUGCUAAGCCUUCAGUUAAUGGAAGGGGGAGUUGGCAAAGUCAUUCCUAGACCCAGGAAGGAACUUCAUAUAAAACCUGCUACUACUGGUCCAAGCUUGGUACCCAAGUUCUGGAAAUAAGAAAUAUGGAAAAAUAAGGUUAUCACUUCUUCCCCCGUGGUUUCAGUUGAGCACUGUUCCAGCCAUCUAUGUUUGGCAGAGUGAGAUCCCCAGUGAGGGAGGACACUAUGAGAGUGCAUGGGAUGAAUCUGAGGAUGAAGUCUGAGUUGCAUUUGAGACUACAAGAUUUAGAGAUACCUAAGUUGUGAGACACCUGUCAUGGAGAGCUGCAUAUAGCAAGUGGAGGUAACAAAGCCAAGAGAUGUAUGAGAAGUUGCAGGGAUAUGGCCAUCUAAGCCUUUUGAAACUGAAGCUCCUUGUAUCUGAGACAGAGAUGCAGGAUUUGGUGUUUGUCCUGCUGGGUUUCUUGCUUUGGUCCAAUCUUCCCUCACUAUGUACACAUUCCUCUCUACUGGAAUGGGAAGGGGUAUUCUGUGCCUUUGUAUGUUGGAAAGAUAUAACUUGCUUUCUGAUUUUACAAGAUGUGGCAAUCAAGAGUGUCAGAAGUGAUUCGAGGCAUUUGAAGAGUGUAUAGGCUGCAGGCUAUUAGGGUCAUGGGAAGCUCCUGAUUAGCUGCCUGUGAGGGAUGGUUUUCCUAGAAUUGAUUUGUUUGGACUUUUCCAGUUUGGGAAACAGAAACUUAGGCCUAGUUUCCCAACCUGUCAGUUUACAACCUGUCAUGGAGGAGUCAGCCUUGCUCUGGCCAACUCAGUUCUCUCAAUAAAAGCUUUCGUAGGAGGAAACUUUCUAGAUGAUUAGUUAUUGGGGAUGACAUUUGGAUGUCUAUAGACUCAACCCAUUUCCUGUGUGGGGUGUGUGUGUGUGUGUGUGUGUGUGUGUGUGUGUGUGUGUGUGUGUGUGUGUGUAUUGUGUAGUGGUUGUACCUGAUUAGUCAGCUUCCUUCUUAUGUUGUCUUGCCUUCAGCAUUAUAGACUCUAACCCUAAAUCACAUAAGAUGCAGUUGAAGCAAUUGCUAUUCAGUGCUAAGGUAUUUUGCAAGCCUGGUGUUUUUUUAUCAUUUUAGUUUUGUUUUUAUUUUGAGGACAAAGUUUCUCUAUGUAGCCCUGGCUGUCCUGAAAGUAGCUGUUUAGAACAUGCGGCCUCAGAUGUAAAUGGUCCACCUGCCUCUGGCUCCAGAGUGCCAGGAUUAAAUGUCAGCCAACAUGCCCAGCUUUCUCUUUGUUUGUUUGUUUGUUUUUAUAUUAUUGGCUGAUGGGUUGGACUGUGGGUUUUGGCACAUGUCAAGCAUAUGCUGCUGUGUUGAUCUUCAUCCACGUUAUGAAUUUUGAAAUUUGACAGAGAGCAUAUUCUGUUUCUCAGGUGGCAUGUAUUCAUGACAUUAAUACUGCCUGGCUAUAUUGCCUGAGCUUUCUGAGUCAUUGGACUGCAGGUAUAUGACAUUUUUCCUACCUGUUGCGUUUGUGUUGAUUUAUUUUAAUGAAUAUGUAUAUUUUGCCUGUAUGAAUGAAUAUGCACAUCAUGUAUGCCUAAACCCCAUAGUAGUCAGAAAAUGGCUUCAGAAUUCCUGAACUUGGAGUAAUCAAUAGUUGUGAAGCUCCAUUCUAACUACUGGCAAUUGAGGCCAAUUAUUUUUAAGACCAGCAAGAGCUCUUCACUGCUGAGCCUGCUCCUGUCCUAUGUUGCUUAUUUAGGAUCAACAUUUACAUUGCCAAUAUUUUCAGCUAUCUGUUUAAACAUUCAUUCCCUUUUAGUAAGAUUUCAUUACUGUUACAGUUUAAACUGGGCCAUCUCAAGAUUCUGGAAGAUGAAUACAGAACUGCAGUGAAUGUAAUUCUUUGUAGGGACGCUAGUAAAAACCUCUGAGUCCUUUCUAUCUUUCUUGUUAGUUUGAUUGAUUUUUCAUAGGGGAGACAGGGUCUUAAUAUGUAUCUCUGGCUGUCCUGGAUAGACCUCAGAUAUACCUGCCUCUGCCUCCUGAUUGCUUGGAUUAAAGACAUGAGCCUAUAUACUCACUUGAUAUUUUUUGUACUUAGUAAAUGUUCAUACAAUUUUUCUGAUGUAUGCUCAGUGUUGCUUGCCGUUCUCUCUCUCUCUCUCUCUCUCUCUCUCUCUCUCUCUGCAUUAAUUAACAUUUUUCUUGCAAGGCUAUAUCCUACUCAAAAAGCAAAGAAAUGACAGAGGUAAACCUUAUUACUCACUUUUCUUCUAAGAUGAUUUGGUAAUUAACAUUAGAACAUCUGGGUCAAGAAAUAAGUGGGGGAAGCACCAGAAGCAUACAUUUACAGUGAUAUUGGUAUCAUGGAUUCUGUUUUACUAAUGUAUGGGAUAUUUCAGGAUGCAUUGACCUAUGAUGAUGUACAUGUGAACUUCACUCGAGAAGAAUGGGCUUUGCUGGAUCCUUCACAGAAGAGUCUCUACAAAGAUGUGAUGCUGGAGACCUACAGGAACCUCACUGCUAUAGGUUACAAUUGGGAAGACCAUACUAUUGAUGAGCAUUGUCAAAGUUUCAGAAGACAUGGAAGGCAUGAAAGAUGUCAUCCUGGAGAGAAACCCUCUGAAAAUACUCAGUGUGGUAAAGCCUUUGCACAACAGAGUCAUCUCCAAAGACAUAAAAGCACACAUACUGGAGAGAAACUCUAUGAAUGUAAGCCACGUGAUAAAGCCUUUACAUACGAUUCUCAGCUUCAAACUCUUGAAAGAAUUCAUACUGGAGAAAAACCCUACAAAUGUAAUCAAUGUGGUAAAGCCUUUGAACGUCGUUGUAAUCUUGGAAGGCAUAAACUAAUACAUACUGGAAGAAAAUCCUACAAAUACAAUCAAUGUGGUAAAGACUUUGCAGGACUCAGUCAUCUCAAAACACAUGGAAUAACACAUACUGGAGGGAAACCUUACAAAUGUGAUCAAUGUGGUAAAGCCUUUGCAUAUCAUAGUUCUCUCCAAGUACAUAAAAGAAUACAUACUGGAGAGAAGCCCUAUGUAUGUGACCAAUGUGGUAAAGCCUUUGCACAACUCGGUCAUCUCCAAGUUCAUGGAAUAACACAUACUGGAGAGAAACCUUACAAGUGUGAUCAAUGUGGUAAAGCCUUUGCACAUCAUAGUUAUCUCCAAGUACAUAAAAGAAUACAUACUGGAGAGAAGCUCUGUGAAUGUGAUCAAUGUGGUAAAGCCUUUUUAUCUCAUAGUUAUCUCCAAGUACAUAAAAGAAUACAUACUGGAGAGAAUCUCUAUGAAUGUGAUCAAUGUGGUAAAGCCUUUACAUCUCAUAGUUAUCUCCAAGUACAUAAAAGAAUACAUACUGGAGAGAAGCUCUAUGAAUGUGAUCAAUGUGGUAAAGCCUUUACAUCUCAUAGUUAUCUCCAAGUACAUAAAAGAAUACAUACUGGAGAGAAGCCCUAUGUAUGUGAUCAAUGUGGUAAAGCCUUUGCUCGACUCAGUUAUCUCAAAACGCAUGGAAUAACACAUACUGGAGAGAAACCUUACAAGUGUGAUCAAUGUGGUAAAGCCUUUGAACAUCGUUGUAAUCUUGGAAGUCAUAAAUUAAUACAUACUGGAGAGAAACCUUACAAAUGUGAUCAAUGUGGUAAAGCCUUUACAUCUCAUAGUUAUCUCCAAGUACAUAAAAGAAUACAUACUGGAGAGAAGCUCUGUGAAUGUGAUCAAUGUGGUAAAGCCUUUUCAUCUCAUAGUUAUCUCCAAGUACAUAAAAGAAUACAUACUGGAGAGAAUCUCUAUGAAUGUGAUCAAUGUGGUAAAGCCUUUGCAUCUCAUAGUUAUCUCCAAGUACAUAAAAGAAUACAUACUGGAGAGAAUCUCUAUGAAUGUGAUCAGUGUAGUAAAGCCUUUGCAUCUCAUAGUUAUCUCCAAGUACAUAAAAGAAUACACACUGGAGAGAAGCCCUAUGUAUGUGAUUGGUGUAAUAAAGCCUUUGCAUAUCAUAGUUAUCUCCAAGUACAUAAAAGAAUACAUACUGGAGAGAAGCCCUAUGUAUGUGAUCAAUGUGGUAAAGACUUUGUAGUUCCGAGCGAGCUUAAAAGACAUAAAAGAAUACAUACUGGAGAGAAACCUUACAAAUGUAAUGAAUGUGGUAAGGCCUUUGUAGGUCAGAAUGAUCUUAAAAAACAUAGAAGAACACAUACUGGAGAGAAACCUUACAAAUGUAAUGAAUGUGGUAAGGCCUUUGUAUUCAAUUUUAAUCUCCGAGCACAUAAAGUAAUACAUACUGGAGAGAAACCUUACAAAUGUAGUGAAUGUGGUAAAGCCUUUGCAUGUAACACUAGUCUCCGAACACAUAAAGCAAUACAUACUGGAGUGAAACCUUUCGAAUGUAAGCAAUGUGGUAAAGCCUUUGCAUGUAACACUAGUCUCCAAACACAUAGAGCAAUACAUACUGGAGUGAAACCUUUCGAAUGUAAGCAAUGUGGUAAAGCCUUUGUAGGUCAGAAUGACCUUAAAAGGCAUGAAAGAAUUCAUACUGGAGAGAAACCUUACGAAUGUAAUGAAUGUGGUAAAGCCUUUUCACAAUCAAGCCAACUCCAACUACAUAAAAGAACACAUACAUACUAAAGAGUAACCCUAUGAAUGUAACCAAUGCAGUAAAGCCUUUACUGUGAUAUUCAAAGGUAUGGUGGUUAAAAUAUACUUGGCCCAUGGCAAGUGGCAUUGUUAUGAGGUAUGGCCCUUUUGGAGUAGAUGUGGCCUUUGAGGAUGUGUGUCACUGUGGGGGAGGGGGUGGUGGUGGUUGGCUUUGAGACCCCAUGCUUAAACUCUACCCAGGGCAGAAGAGUCUUCUGGCUGCCUUCUGAUCAAGAUGUAGAACUCUCUCCAGCACCAUGUCUGCUUGGACACUGAGAUUCCUUCCACCUUGAUAAUAGACUGAACCUCUGAAUCUGUAUACCCUCCCCCCAAUUAAAUGUCCUUUCUAAGA